AUGUGCAUCGGUCUAUUGGUGGAUGAUGAUGAUGAUGAUGAUGAUGAGGAGGAGGAGGAGGAGGAGGAAAUGUUUCUUUCUCUAUCUGUGAAAGACGACUUCAUUAUGCCAUUGCUUUGCAUGUUGACGUAUUUUUUGAACGGUAUCUUUCUUCCUGUUUUAAUUCAUCAGUCUUCAAGUCACCAGCUCUUAUUUAUCCGAGGAUUUGAUCUAUCUAUCUAUCUAUCUAUCUAUCUAUCUAUCUAUCUAUCUAUCUAUCUAUCUAUAUCUAUCCCAUCUGAUCACUAUCUAUCUAUCUAUCUAUCUAUCUAUCUAUCUAUCUAUCUAUCUAUCUAUCUAUCUAUGAGUGACGUUGAAAUCUUAGAACACGGGGCCGGUUUUCUAUCUAUCUAUAUGCUGUUUCUAUCUAUCUAUCUAUCAGUUUACUCCUCUAUAUUUAUCUAUCUAUCUAUUUUAAUCUUUUCAUUCAUAUCUAUCUAUCUAUCUAUGUAUCUAUCUAUCUAUCAGUAG
Molecule: messenger RNA, 510 nt
Organism: Acanthosepion pharaonis
Lineage: Eukaryota; Metazoa; Mollusca; Cephalopoda; Sepiida; Sepiidae
Source: the annotation of a GenBank genome assembly